Messenger RNA from Salarias fasciatus (jewelled blenny), 7159 nucleotides. It is a transcript of the gene col14a1b, whose product is annotated as collagen, type XIV, alpha 1b. The record is from RefSeq and is a predicted model, not a curated record. Bases 1 to 5502 code for a protein of 1833 amino acids. Gene Ontology annotation, cellular component: interstitial matrix. The transcript is spliced from 47 exons. Lineage: Eukaryota; Metazoa; Chordata; Actinopteri; Blenniiformes; Blenniidae. Gene Ontology annotation, molecular function: protein binding.
AUGGUCCUGCCAUGCCUCGUGUCCGCUCACGUCCCUGUCCUCUGUCCAGUCUCGUCUCCACGGCGGCUGCGGGUCAAACUGCUGAGCCCGGACCAGCUGCUGGUGUCCUGGAAGGAACCCCGGGGAGACUUCGACAGCUACAGGGUCUCCUACAGCACCCGGCCAGGCGGACAGCAGGCGGUGGUCCCGGUGCCGAAGCAGGACCCCCGGCUGGUGAUCGACGGCUACGACCCGUCCCGGGACUACGACUUCCAAGUCGUGGCUCUGAGUGGCGGGCGGGAGAGCAAGGCCCUGCAGGCCCGGCACCGAGCUCAGCAGUCCAGUCCUGCAGCGGCUCAGUCUCAAGGACAGAGCGGAGACGUCACCGAGGACAAUGAGAUCUCAGAAGCGGAGGACGGGUUCACGUGCCGGACCCCCGCCAUCGCCGACAUCGUCAUCCUGGUGGACGGGUCCUGGAGCAUCGGCCGCAUCAACUUCCGGCUGGUCCGGACCUUCCUGGAGAACCUGGUCCGGGCGUUCUCCGUGGAGUUCGACCGGACACGGAUCGGCCUGGCCCAGUACAGCGGGGACCCCCGGGUGGAGUGGAACCUGAACGCCCACAGCACCAAGGAGGCCGUGAUCGAGGCCGUGAAGAACCUGCCCUACAAGGGGGGCAACACGCUGACGGGUCUGGCUCUGACCUUCAUCCUGGAGAACAGCUUCAAGCCCGAGUCCGGUUCCCGGCCCGGCGUUCCCAAGAUCGGGAUCCUGAUCACCGACGGAAAGUCUCAGGACGAUGUCAUCCCUCCGGCGCAGAACCUGAAGGACGCCGGGAUCGAGCUGUUCGCCAUCGGAGUGAAGAACGCCGAUGAGAACGAGCUGAGGGCGAUCGCCUCGCCGCCGGAGGAGACGCACGUCUACAACGUGGCGGACUUCAGCGUGAUGAGCGACAUCGUGGAGGGGCUGACCCGGACGGUCUGCGAGCGGGUGGAGCAGCUGGACCUUCAGAUCAAAGGCGGAGGGGAACCCGCGGCCCCGCCCUCCUCCGUGGCUCCGCCCCGUGACCUCCUGACCUCAGAGGUCACGGCUCGGAGCUUCCGGGUCUCCUGGACUCCGGCGCCGGGCCAGGUGGAGAAGUACCGGGUGGUGUACUACCCCGCCAGCGGGGGACAGCCGGAGGAGAAGGUUGUCCCCGGGUCUCAGAGCAGUGUGGAGCUGAACUACCUGAACUCCCUGACGGAGUACCAGGUGGCCGUGUUCGCCGUGUACCGCAGCUCCGCCAGCGAAGCCCUGAGGGGCAGCGCCACCACCCUGGCCCUGCCCAUGGUGAACGACCUGGACCUGUUCGAUAUCACUCACAGCACCAUGAGGGUCCGCUGGAACUCGGCCGCCGGGGCUUCUGGGUACAUGAUCCUGUACGCCCCGCUGACUGAGGGAGACCCUGCGGACGAGAAGGAGGUGAAGGUGGCUGACUCGGUGAACCAGGUGGAGCUGGAGGGUCUGACUCCUGCCACUGAGUACACGGUGACGGUCUACGCUCUGUAUGGAGAGGAGGCCAGCGACCCCAUGACCAGCCAGCAGACCACGUUGCCGCUGCUGCCUGCCACCAACCUGCAGUUCUCGGCCGUGGACCACAGCUCGGCCCGCAUCGCCUGGGAGUCGCCGUCCAGGAAGGUCAAAGGUUACCGGGUCAUGUACGUCAAGACUAGAGGAGUCCAGACCAACGAGGUGGACGUCGGCAGGGUGACGUCCUUCCUGCUGAAGAACCUGACGUCCCUGACGGAGUACACCGUCGGCGUCUUCGCCAUCUACGACGAGGGACAGGCGGACGCCGUGACGGACAGCUUCACCACCGCCACCGUCCCGGACCCCCUGAACAUGAGGACCAGUCAGAUCUCUGCAGAGAGCUUCAGGGUCUCCUGGGACCGUCCGGCGGACGACGUGGUUCUGUACCGGCUCAUCUGGACCCCCACUGAGGGGGGGGACACCCAGGAGACCCUGGUGGACGGGAACCUGGACUCUCAGCUGAUCUCGGGUCUCAGUCCGUCCACCGAGUACGAGGUUCUGCUGGCGGCGGUCUACGGUAACCAGGUGGAGAGUGACGAGGUUCUGCUGACGGAGACCACCGCUGAGAGAACGACCACCGUCGCCACGACGACGACCACCAGAGCCGCCCCGCGGCCCGGCGUGAGGGACCUGCGGGUGGACGAAGAGACGACCUUCAGCAUGCGGGUGUCCUGGCGACCCGCCGACCCCGCCGACCUCCUCGGAUACCGGCUGAGCUACGUCAGCGCCAGAGGAGACCGGGCGGAGGAGACGAUGUCGGUUCCCAGCAGUCAGAGCAGUGCGGUUCUCCAGCCGCUGCUCUCCGACACUCAGUACCGGAUCUCCGUCACGCCGCAGUACCGGAACGGAGACGGACCGGCGGCCGCUCAGUCCGGAAGAACCCUCCCCCUCUCAGCUCCCAGGAACCUGCGGGUAUCAGAGGAGUGGUUUAACCGGUUCCGGAUCAGCUGGGACGUCCCUCCGUCUCCCACCAUGGGUUACCGGGUCGUCUACCAGCCACUGAACGCGCCCGGCCCGGCCCUGGAGACCUUCGUAGGCGAAGACGUGAACACCAUGCUGAUCGUCAACCUGCUGAGCGGCACCGAGUACAGCGUCAAGGUCAUCGCGUCCUACACCACCGGCUCCAGCGAGGCGCUGGCCGGCCGCGCCCGCACCCUGUUCCUGGGCGUCAGCGGCCUGAGCUCCUACCAGCUGGAGGCCGCCGGGUUCUGCAGCCGCUGGCAGCCGCACCGCCACGCCGCCAGCUACCGGGUCCUGCUGCAGGCGCUCAGCGGCGGUCAGAAGCAGGAGACUCAGCUCCCGGGUUCCUCCAGCAGGUUCUGCUUCAAGAACCUGAAACCCGACACCAAGUAUAAAGUCAGUGUCUUCAGUCAGCUGCAGGACGGAACCGAGGGACCGGCUGUGAGCAUCACCGAGAGGACAUUACCCGUCCCCACCCCGGAGCCCACCAAGCCGCCCUCCACCACACCGCUGCCCACCAUCCCCCCCGCGAAGGAAGUCUGCAAAGCGGCCAAAGCCGACCUGGUCUUCCUGGUCGACGGUUCCUGGAGCAUCGGCGACGACAACUUCCUGAAGAUCAUCCGCUUCCUGUACAGCACGGCCGGCGCCCUGGACCGGAUCGGGCCGGAUGGCACGCAGGUGGCCAUCGCCCAGUUCAGUGACGACACUCGCACCGAGUUCCAGCUGAACUCCUACGACGACAAGGAGCGCCUCCUGGAGGCCAUCAGCCGCAUCGCCUACAAGGGGGGCAACACCAAGACCGGCGGAGCCAUCGCUCAUGUGAAGGAGAACAUCUUCACGGCGGAGGGCGGAGUCAGGAAGGGGGUCCCCAACGUUCUGGUGGUUCUGACUGACGGGCGCUCGCAGGACGACGUCACCCGAGUCUCCAAAGACCUGCAGAUGGAAGGUUUCAUCGUGUUCGCCAUCGGCUUCGCCGACGCCGACUACGCCGAGCUGGUGAGCAUCGCCAGCAAGCCCAGCGAGAGACACGUCUUCUUCGUGGACGACCUGGACGCCUUCAAGAAGAUCGAGGAGAAGCUGGUGACCUUCGUGUGCGAAGCCGCGACCGCCACUUGCCCGCUGGUUCCGAUGGGUGGGAGUUCGACUCCAGGGUUCCGGAUGAUGGAGCUGUUCGGGCUGGUGGAGAACCAGUACAGCAGCGUCUCCGGAGUGUCCCUGGUCCCCGGAACCUUCAAUGCGUUCCCCAGCUUCCUGCUGCACGGCGACGCCCUGCUGGCCCAGCCCACCAGGUUCCUGCACCCCGAGGGGCUGCCGUCGGACUACACCGUCACGCUGCUGUUCCGCCUGCUGCCCGACACGCCGCCGGAACCCUUCGCCCUCUGGGAGAUCCUGGACCAGCAGAGGGAGCCGCUGGUGGGAGUCAUCCUGGACAACGGAGGGAAAACUCUGACCUUCUUCAACAACGACUACAGAGGAGAGUUCCAGACCGUGACCUUCGACGGGCCCGGGGUCAAGAAGCUUUUCUACGGAAACUUCCACAAGCUUCACAUCGCGGUCAGGAAGACGGACGUCCGCGUCCUGGUGGACUGCCAGCUGGAGGCGGAGAAGAAGAUCAACGCAGCCGGAAACAUCACGGUGGACGGAGUGGAGGUCCUCGGGAGGACGGUCCGGUCCAGGGCCAACAAGGACAACUCCGCCCCGUUCCAGCUCCAGAUGUUUGACAUCGUCUGCAGUCCGUCCUGGGCCGAAAGAGACAAAUGCUGUGAGCUUCCUGGUCUGAGGAAGGAGCUGGACUGUCCUGCUCUGCCCAGAGCCUGCAGCUGCACCCAGGACAGCAAAGGCCCCCCGGGCCCCGCCGGAGCUCCAGGCGGUCCAGGAAUCAGAGGAUCCCGAGGAGAUCGUGGAGAGCCCGGUCCAGUGGGCCCCACAGGUCCCGUUGGUGACAGCGGCGUUCCGGGUCCUCAGGGGCCUCCAGGACCGCAGGGACCCAGUGGACGCUCCAUCAUCGGACCACCGGGCGGUCCUGGAGAACGAGGACAGAAAGGAGAAGCCGGACAGCCAGGAGCUCAGGGAGUUCCGGGUCGACCGGGAGCAGCAGGGAGGGACGGACCCCCGGGACCCAGGGGACUGACGGGCAAAGACGGACCUGCAGGCCGGCAGGGACCCCCAGGAACCAUCGGAACCCCGGGAGCUCCUGGAGCCCCCGGUAACCCGGGUUCUCCAGGCAAACAAGGAGAACUGGGCCCACCGGGUCUUCCUGGGACUAAAGGAGAGAGAGGAGAACGGGGAGACCUCCAGUCCACAGCCUCGGUCCAGGCCAUCGCCCGGCAGGUCUGUGAGCAGCUGAUCCAGAGCCACAUGUCGCGGUACAGCGCCGUCCUGAACCAGGUCCCCAGCCCCCCCGUGUCCAUCCGCACUGUGCCCGGACCCCCCGGAGAACCCGGAAGACCCGGGAACCAGGGCCCCCAGGGGGAGCAGGGCCCGCCGGGCCGACCCGGGUUCCCCGGACAGAACGGACAGAACGGGCAGCCCGGAGAGCGAGGUCAACCGGGAGAGAAGGGGGAGAAGGGUUCUCAGGGAGUCGGGGUCCAGGGCCCUCGAGGACCGUCAGGACCUCCAGGUGCCCCGGGUCAGGGCAGACCAGGCAGUCAGGGAACUUCAGGUCGUCCAGGGAACCCUGGACCUCCGGGUCGGCCCGGAGUGCCUGGCCCUGUGGGCCCGACUGGACCCCCCGGGUACUGCGACCAGAACUCCUGUGUGGGCUACAACGUUGGAGUCCAACUGCCGCCCAACGUCUUCCAGAACUACGGCGAGGCGGAGGAGGACGACCCGUACCGCUUCUACCAGCCCAACUACCCGGCGCCGCGGCCCGUUUCCCCCGACGACCCGGCACUGGACGACGUGGAGCUCCGGUCCCCCGGCGUCCACCGCAGCGCCCGGGACACCGCCGAGGGCCGCGAGGGGGGCGGGGCCACCCGGACACUCACUGAGAGCUGAUUGGAGGACGGAGAGACUCCCGACCCAUCAACCGGUGGAUCCAGCGAUCGGUCAGUCGGAUGAUCCAUCGAUCGGUUGAUCCAUUGACCUUUCAAUCAGUUGAUCAUUUGAUCGGCCUAUUUAUCAGUCGGUCGAUCCAUUGAUCGGUUGAUUGAUUGAUCUUCCGAUGGGUCGACCAGUCGAUCGGUCAGUCUGCUGAUCGCUGCUUCUGGCGGCCUCGCUCAUCCACUACCUGAUCUGUUUCUCCUGGACUCUGUAAGGGGGGCGGGGUCUUUUGUCAAGAAUGUGAUCCAGAACCUGGUCUCAGAACAUGGAGAUCCGUCUCACUGUGGAGACUCUUCCAGCGCUAGAACCAAUAAACCGGGUUCUCUGUAGAAAGCAUGGAACAGAACUCGGCUUCCACCGUCACGUGAGCUCCGAGACUCAAACCGGUCCCAUGAUCCAUUUACUAGACCUGAUCCUGCCUUUCAUCUGGACAGAACCGGUCCGGUCCAGUUUCCGGGUCUUCAUCAGGUCCAUGUGAGUCUCUGAGCGUCACGCUGGCGCAGGACUGGGAUCCUCUCCACUUCCUGUUCUCUGCAGCUCCGCCUCCUCCAUUAUUUAUGUCGUGUUUUGCAUGUUUUCUCUUCAUUUAGCUCAUCGUGAUGUAUCACUUCCUCAUAACCUCGUAGACAUUUUAGCAUUUCCUAUCCAGAGUUUUUAUUUUUAUCGUGCAGUUAUUGUCGCAGCGCUAACUGCAGAGAAGGCAGGUUUAAUGUCUAUAUAAAGUGUAUAAAAGGGAAGUCCAGAGUUGAUGGUUUGAAGCCUUUGUUUCCUUCAAGCCCGGUCUGUUAUUUAAAGCUUCCGUCUGUAGGGUUCGCUGUACCGGCGCCGCGCUCUGGGUGGCAGCAGUGAGAAUCUUCUUCUCACUCUGAAGGAAACGUGGUGCUGCGACUCGCUGCACCACCUGGUGGCGUGAAGCGGUACUGCAGCUCACGUCGGGCUACGAUUAGCAGUUAGCUUCUUAACUUCAUCUCAUUAGUUGAAGUUCUUAGUAAAAACGUUAGCUUCAGCGUUAUUUUCUAAAGCGCUCUUUAUUCCAUUAGACUCCAGUUUACUGCACUGAAUCACCUGCAGGUGGAAACGUGGAUGGUUAGCAGAAUUAGCAGCCUGUAGCGCCACCUGCUGCCGAAGUGUUCCUGAUAUUAGCAUUAGGAUGAGGUGAAGCUGUUCACAGUCAAGAGCUCCAUAUGCUAAUGCUAACACAGAAGCUAAUCAGGACAUUGAUCUACAGAGCUGAUCCAUACUGUUAUCUUUAGCAUUAGCGAUCUGUACAAACUCAGGAAACAACUGAAGUAGCAUUAGCAUUAGUCUGUAGACACCGUCGCCCUGAUUAGCAUUAGUAACGCUGAAGCUGUAGAUGUUUUCAGGAAAUUCUAAUGCUAACGCUAACUUUGCUCAGUGGGCUGAUCAUCAUAGCUGAAAAUAGCCGUUAGCAUUAGCAUGUAUCACAAAGGCCGAUGUUCGGUUCUCCUGUUCUGGUCUUCAGACGGAGCUUCAGGCUGUCAACUCAACACAGCUCCUCCAAAAUAAAAGUCUUGACAGUAAUCCAUUAGGUCAUUUAAUCUUUACUUGGCAUUGAUUUUCUGCGAACAAUAAAACUGAAGAAGGACCUCGA